This is a messenger RNA of Rotaria sordida, 942 nucleotides long. NCBI's taxonomy places the organism in Eukaryota, Metazoa, Rotifera, Eurotatoria, Philodinida, Philodinidae. The record is from the annotation of a GenBank genome assembly.
AUGUCAUACAUGAAAAUUGAGAACGGACAUAUUGUACGUGGAAGUGAUAAAAAUGAAGAGAUUUAUUUUGAAAAAGGUCAAACAAAACAACUUGUUGAACAAUGGAAAAUAAAACAAAUUUCACCUGAACGAGAUGAAUCUAAUGGAUAUAUUAAACAUGAUGCUGAAGUUGUUCAACAAGGUAAAGCAAAAAAUCUUGUUCAAAUGUGGAAAACAAUAGAUAAAGAAAAUACACCACCACCUGAACGACGUGGUCCACGUCCUAUUACACCACCAGCAGAUAAUGAACUGCGUAUAAUACCUCCUGAAGAUAAUGAAAUUAAUUCUCAAAAGUCAUACUAUAUAGAUGAUAAAGCAAAUAUUGAAUUAGGUCAUGCAAAAUCUGUUCGUGAAAGAUUCUUACAAAAUGUUGAACAAACUCAUGUAAUAAAUAAAAGAAAAACACUUAAACAAUUUACACCACCACCUGAAUCAUUAGAUACUAAUCGAAGAAAAUCAAUAACUCCUCCAUAUGAUGGACAAGCAAAAUCAUUAAAAAAUCGUUUUAUUGAAUUUGAACAAGAUGCACGUAAAAUUGAAACAGCAUCAUCAAAAAUUAAAUAUGUACCAAAACGUUUUGUGAAUACACCUGCACCUAAACAAUUUAAUACUGAAUCAAGUGUUGAUUCGACAAAAUGUUUUGACUGUCAUAAAACAGUUUAUGCCAUGGAAAAAAUCGAAGCAGAUAGAAAAGUUUAUCACAAAUCAUGUUUUAAAUGUACGCAUUGUAAAUCAAUAUUAAAACUUGGCAAUUAUACAGCAAACAAUGGACAUAUUUAUUGUAAACCUCAUUUUCUUCAAUUAUUUGCUAUGAAAGGAAAUUAUUCAGUGGGUUUUGGUCUAAACGAUUACAAGACACGAUGGUUGCCAUCAAAUUCUCCUAAUAAUAUAUCAAAUUCAUAA